CACUGUUUGGUACCGACCCGUUCCCUUGUUCUCGCUUGAAUGUGUUGCAACUCCUUAAAUGUUUUAAGGUUAAGAAACUGCGCUUGAAUUCUCUAUACCCUCUAGUACCGGUCGCACCGUUCCUCUUCGCAUCGCAAGCUUCAUAUAGAAAAGCGAAACGGCAGGAAGGUUUUGGCUUGUUUAUACGAGCACGGACAGUUAAAUAUAUUGUUAGCUUAAGAAUUGAACUUCUAGGGACUAGGUCUGUCGUUAAUAGCGAAAGAAAAGAAAACAUAAAUUGUAAACGCAGCAUCAUGUUUUUAAGGAGACUCUUACCGCGUUUACGGAUGCUGCGAGCUUCAAGGGGAUUCAAUACUCCACAAAAAUUAGCGUUUCGUAAUGCUUAUUUCUAUACCAAUGGACCGACACAGACACGUAACUCGAAUUCUUUCUGGAGAAGUAUGACGGUACUUGCAGCUGGUACAUUUCUUGCAGGAUAUGCUGUGGGAAAACUAAAUGGUCUCAAUCAUCUUGUACAAUUGCAGCGUGACUCUGGUAAUGAGCCAAAUAAUAACGGACAAGACAAAUGGAAGCAGGAAAAAAGCUUUCAAGAUAAUCUGGAUAGUCCACCAAUGGACCAUGUCCGUUCAGAGACUCAAGCGUAUAAUGAACCUUACAUGCAACAUCGCCGAAUCGAAGACGCUGCCGAGAAAGCAGAAGAAAAGACGGGAGAGUUAAAAACGGAUGAGGAGGUUAAAAGUACUCCCGAAUCAUCGAGUACAGAGGAAACGCACCCGCAAGAUAUCCCACAGGACAUUCCUGUGAACACUUCUACAGAAGGUGAGAGCGAGGUAGAGGCUGUGUCAGUGUCUACAACAACACCCGCUGCCAAUUCUGCUGGUCUUGUGGAGGAUAUCGCUGCCGAGCAUGAGGACGAAGAGGCUGCCUUUGACCCAGAAACCGGAGAAAUUAACUGGGACUGCCCUUGUUUGGGAGGAAUGGCUCAUGGCCCGUGUGGUGAGCAAUUCAAAGCUGCCUUUAGUUGUUUCGUCUACUCGACAAGCGAGCCUAAGGGUAUGGAGUGUCUGGAGAAAUUUCAAGCCAUGCAGAACUGUUUCCGUGAACAUCCAGAGAUGUAUAGUGACAUGAUUGCCGAUGAGGAUGCUACGGAAAAGGAUAAACCACACAAAACGGAGACGGCGGAGACGACAUCAAAUAGUAGUGAUGCACACACUACGACUAAAGAACCACCCAAGAAUGUCAGCGACCCUUCCAACGUUUCUCCAUCAAGCACAGCUACGAAGCCAGUUUCUACGUCCUCUAUGGUGUCUUCCGAUGAUACCUCUUCAAAAAUUUAGGCAUGAAUGAGUGUACAGAAUGAACAAGCAUGCGACAAUGCGCCAAUGUUACCCACAACAGGAUUUGUUUAAUGACCGCCACAAUUUCAAUGUACCCAAUGCAACACUGCACCGAAUAACGCUGGAGACAGCUUCCAUAAUUUUACUCUAUUGUUUUCCUGCGAAAUAUGAGACUCACCACGCCUGCCCCCGCAGAACCCCCACAACACAUAGUAAGGGUGAGACACCUCUGCUGAGAAAGUUUUGUGGAUACGAACGAACCUACGCUCUACCAACCACAGAAUCCGUCUGUUGACUAA
This is a messenger RNA of Schizosaccharomyces japonicus yFS275, 1636 nucleotides long. Its product is annotated as TIM22 inner membrane protein import complex subunit Tim40. Gene Ontology annotation, molecular function: protein-disulfide reductase activity. The coding region runs from base 294 to 1337 and encodes 347 amino acids. The transcript has 2 exons. Gene Ontology annotation, biological process: protein import into mitochondrial intermembrane space. NCBI's taxonomy places the organism in Eukaryota, Fungi, Ascomycota, Schizosaccharomycetes, Schizosaccharomycetales, Schizosaccharomycetaceae. The record is from RefSeq and is a predicted model, not a curated record. Gene Ontology annotation, cellular component: mitochondrial inner membrane.